Molecule: messenger RNA, 768 nt
Organism: Closterium sp. Naga37s-1
Lineage: Eukaryota; Viridiplantae; Streptophyta; Zygnematophyceae; Desmidiales; Closteriaceae
Source: the annotation of a GenBank genome assembly
AUGGUGAAAGCGACCCAAGCGUUUGCAUUGGUGAUGGUCUUCAUCGUCGCGUUCUUGGCAGGCCCGGUUCUCGGAGCGGCGACGGUGCCGAACGGCAAGCCGUGCUACCUGACGUCAGCAUACAAGCCUGUCAAGCCGUGCGCUGGCGGCGUUGCCACAUGCGUUGUGAACAAGAUCCCUGCUCGCGGCUCUAGCGACACUCGCAUCUCAGGAAUCUGCAACAGCACCUACUUCAAUGGUCCUUACUGCGCGUUCGCGUCGCAACCGUACGCCGUGGGCACGAGCAAUAUUCCGGGGAACCCGAACUGCCCGCGCUGCACCUGCACGCUGCAGCGAGCGGGCAGCGCGACGACUACCAACUCCGCAUUCGUUCGCGCGGCUUCGUCGCCCAAGCGUAAGGCUGGGACGGCGUCCGCCACCUGUGUGUGCGACAGCGGUGCCACCAUCAGCGGUAUCGGCGGUGGCGGAACCCCCUGCAAGAUUGGCCUGAAUGGGCAGCUUGCGCCAGGCUCGUCAUGCCCUAUGACCCAAUCCUCGUGCUUCAUCAACAAGGUGGGAGCCAACGGUGCGGACUCUGGAGUGUGCACUGCGCCUCAGACAAUUUCCCCCAUGGCGUGCAACUCAGCGGGAGAGACGUGGGGCAUGCGCUACUACGCGGUGGGCACCACCGACAUCCCCGAGCCGGGCAACUGGUGCUCGCGCUGCAUCUGCGGUCCAUCAGGCCUCACGGGCUGCAAGCCUAAGUCGCCGUGCACACCGCCCAAGUAG